AUGGCUACUUUUCCGUUACAUACCGCCAAUCUUGCUGGAUUCCUCAAUGAGAACUCAAGAUCAUAUGCGACAGACUUGGCUAAAGCACAAGAUUAUCAGCGUAGAGGUGCUUUUUCGUCCCUAGGGAAAAUCCAGGACAUCUCAUUUCAGAAGUCACUCGUGAAAGACCGUACAGCAACAAAGACAAAAAAUGGUGAACCCACCCAUAACACGUACUCUACAGAUCUCGGGUUAAUAGCCUGCAUUAUUAGAAAUGCAGGUCACGAUUUCUGUGGAUUAGAGAAGAGCAAACAUGAUGAACUUACGAAACCACUUUACAACGCUGCUCGUGAUGCGAAGAAGGCUUACAAAGAUCUUGGAGACACAGGAGAACGCCCAAUGGAUGGUACCAUUGAAGACUGGGAUGCAGAAUGUGCUAUGAUGAGAGCCUAUAACGAAGAGCAGAAUAAAAUCUAUGAUAAGCCGUAUCCAAACAAGUAUGAGAUCUAUGCGCUCCAGGAUGCAAAAAUUGGACUUUUCACAUCCCACUUUUACAACGUCCAUGCAAACUAUGGAACGUUGAAAAAUUUCAAGCACCCUGGUGUCAAUUGGAAGAAGGACAAUAUUUUCGUAUAUGACAAUGCUGGAAAUGCUUGUAUCCUUUGGAAUGACAGAAAGCAAGAUCGUAUCUCCGCUGCAAAAACAUCUGCUAAGAAACUAAAUGAUACAGAAGAUAAUGACCGCUACCUGAAUGAACCUUUUUUGCAAUCAAUGACUACACCUCAUUUUCCAGAAAUUGCGGAGUCAGUGGACCCAUCCUAUGUUGCUAAGGAACUCGUUCGCUUUGUUACCAGGUUUCGUAUGGAGUCUGAGUACAUCUUUUUAAACAGCAAGGAGGAACCUUUUGUAAUUGACACAUUUCGCAAUUGCAUUCAAAAUGCCUGGAGCAAAGCAACGAACAACAAAGACAAGAACUAUGGUGUCCGUUUGCUCCGUAGUGUGCAAAUUACGCAUAUUAGAAAGCGGCAUUUGAAGCGUGCGGCAUCUACCUUUAUGUCAAAACAACAUCACCACAACGAAGCAGAGAAUCUCGCCUAUUGCAAAGAUGCUGCCACAUAG
Molecule: messenger RNA, 1098 nt
Organism: Spizellomyces punctatus DAOM BR117
Lineage: Eukaryota; Fungi; Chytridiomycota; Chytridiomycetes; Spizellomycetales; Spizellomycetaceae
Exons: 1
Coding region: 1-1098 (365 amino acids)
Source: RefSeq, a predicted model, not a curated record